Messenger RNA from Dreissena polymorpha, 1300 nucleotides. RefSeq names its product snRNA-activating protein complex subunit 5-like. Gene Ontology annotation, biological process: transcription by RNA polymerase II; transcription initiation at RNA polymerase III promoter. Bases 108 to 506 code for a protein of 132 amino acids. Gene Ontology annotation, cellular component: nucleus. The transcript has a single exon. The record is from RefSeq and is a predicted model, not a curated record. NCBI's taxonomy places the organism in Eukaryota, Metazoa, Mollusca, Bivalvia, Myida, Dreissenidae.
UCUAAUAUAAAACACACACAAGUAUUAAGACCAUCCUAAAAACAAAGGUUACUUUGUGAUAAGCAAGAACAGAUCAGGUUUUUAGACCAACCAAAUAACAAACCAAGAUGGCGUCCUCAAAUAUGCAGAUGAUCAUGAAAGACUUGCAAAAUCUGAAGCAGGAGGAGUCUGCGCUUGUGAACCUGGCGUCGAAAAUCAGCGACCAGCUCAACCGACUGAAGGUAGAAGAGCUGGCACUACAGAACAUGGCGAGGCAGCAGGCUGAGGAACUUGAGCGGAGGUCGCGGGGGUCACAGCGCUCUAUAAAUAGAUCAUUGUCACACGAGGGGGGGAGGGAGGAGGAGGAGGGUGAUGAAAAUGAGGAGGAGGAGUUUGUCCGCCCGCUGGAUUUGUAUGUGAAUAGGCAUUUUGCGGAAAGAAAUGAUCAGGAGGAAGAGGAGGAGGAAGAUGAUGAUGAGGGAAAACAGUCGGAUGACAUUGAGCAGUUUGUUAAGGGGCUCUGUUGAGGUGGUUUAUUUGUAAUUGAUAGAAUAUAGACAAAAACUUUUGUAUUGAUGUUUGGUAUGUUGAAGUAUGCAGAAAUUUACGUUUGAACAUUGUUUUGUUUUUUUAAAGUAACUUUUGUAUGCCUUAACAGGAAUUAAGCUUGUGAAGUACAUUGAAACGCCAUACAGGGAAUUUCGAUACAAUCAAAUAAUGGGAUAUUAUGAACAUGUUUGUCAGUCCCGUCCGCUUUCCUAAUAUACAAAACUAAAAAAAGGCGGGAUUUAAUAAAAACAGGAUUUGAGGACAGAUGCAAAAUGACAAUUUAAUUGUUCAUGCACUUCAUUUACUUAUCAAUAAACAUUUGUCACAAUAUAAAGUAUGAGUUUAUUUGCACUUAUUAUACUAGGGUUUAAUAAUAAGCUGUCAAGAAAGAGUCCGAACCGCAUAAGGUAUAUGUACAUGUAUAUGUUUCGGCGUAACCACCACACAUGCUUUUGGGAAGAACACGGGGAACAGCAAAAACCAACACACUGUAAAUAGAAAUAAUUAUGCACAAAAUGUAAAUGUUUCAAACUUCAUAGGACUUGUUAAGAAAUGUCUUUUAACACUGUGUUGAAUUUGAAAAUGUACAUACAUGAGAAGAUUAAGAGUAAUAGCAUUACGACAUCCUGCACAUAUUGCUUCAACAUAAAACAUGUGCCAUACUCGUGAUACUACAUUUGUAUAAACAAUGUGAUACGACGAACAAUACUUGUCUCCCUUGACUAUUCAUUGUAUCUCGUUUCGACUGUAAAUAAACCGUACGUAAAGUGUA